AUGCCCAAGAAUACCAGCACUCCCAACCCCAAGGGGGCCACCGAGCUGCCAAAAGCACUCGGAUACGAGCUGAAAGAGAUCCAAGAGAUGCACGAGAGAAUGAAUUUCAGCAUCUCUCAAAUGAUUCGCACCGCGGGAGCCAUGACACUGGGUGAACUACAUGAAUAUUGCCGGAUCGCAGAAAUUGUGAAUCACAGAGCGGCCGUUCUCCGGAACCAGCUGGAGAGCAUUGACCGGAUCCGCCUCAACGAGAUCUGCAAGAAGCUCUGGGACGUUGAGUGGUCCGCAAAGCGGCUGUCCGGUAUAUAUUGGACACACGCAACUCUCUUCAGUGGCUGGAUGGAAGAACUUCGCAAGCAGUCGUCUCAAGAGGCCUCCCACCUCCAAUCCCUCCUCCACGACCCCAUUUUCGAGCCCCUGCGCGUGAACGGUGUCGGAGUGGUAUAUCAAAAUGACCCGGAUAUUUCGCCAUAUACUCCCGAUAAUUUUCGGCAGAUGGCUGAUCGGAGUUGUCUUCAGACUGAUGCCGUCGAACUCCCCCGCGCUCCCCAGAUGCCCUCCCCAUAUGCGACAUGUCCCGCACCGCUGCUUGGAGAUGGGCUGGUAACAUAUCACCGUCAGCCCACAGCCUCGAAACUGAGAAAUCCACCACAAACACCAACCAUUAAUCCUGCUCUGUUGCAGUUGAGGGGUCCCACCAGCAUCAUGAAUUGA
Messenger RNA from Penicillium daleae, 714 nucleotides. RefSeq lists its product as uncharacterized. The record is from RefSeq and is a predicted model, not a curated record. The coding region runs from base 1 to 714 and encodes 237 amino acids. The transcript has a single exon. NCBI's taxonomy places the organism in Eukaryota, Fungi, Ascomycota, Eurotiomycetes, Eurotiales, Aspergillaceae.